CGACGGGAGCCUAGGCCAGAUCCCGAGUCGGUUACUGCCUGGAACGAAUGCGCCUCCGGACCCCAACCCGCGCAGCUUGGUUUGAUCAAUCGUCUCGUCAAGAAAUGCUUCGAAACCAGAGCGGAACGAAUACAUAAGCCCCCAACCCAACUGCAAGAGCCCAAAUUCCAAAAGAAAACAUCUGUAAUCCAGUACACAAUGGCCAUCCUCCUAACCCUCCCCCCUGAACUGCUCCUUCAAAUCACAUCCCACAUCAACAACCAAAAGGACAUCCUAAACCUUGCCUCAACGACACGAUCGCUGCACGCCCUGCUUUACAUCCACGCGUUCACAUCACUAACGCUAGACGACGAGACGCACUACCAAAUCACCCGACUAACCCAUGUCCUCGCGCGGAACCCGCGAUGCGCACGCGCUGUUCGCGUUCUAGGCUUCGAGACUGAACUGUGCUCGCGCAUUGAAGAGACAGUUAGCUAUGACCCGAGUGUUAUUUUUCCUCUUAUUGAGAAGGUUUCUUCUAGUAUUGCUUCUUUGGAUGCGGGAGCAAAUGCAAAUAAACUAGUCGCAAAAUGGGAGGAACAACUAAGAGAAGCAGACGAAAUUGAACCCUGGGUUGCGGUUAUUCUCUCGAUCGUGCCAAAUGUCGAGGAGUUGAGUCUUACAUUCUCUCAUCCAUCGUUCUAUAUUCGCAAACUAUUCACAAUGAUAAGCCCUGCGACUGGUACUCUCCCCAAUCCACAUGGUCCAGAACCCCCCUUCCUCUUCUCGCGAUUGCACACACUCAGCGCGCGCUCAGAGUUUGGCAUCAGAUCCUCAUACAUCCUUCCCUUCUUCCGACUCCCCUCGCUCCACACCUUCAACGGGGUAAUGGUAGCCGAUGGCCAGCCAGAGGACGCCAAAGAAUUGUGUGAGGAUGGUCCACUAGACGACUUCUAUGACUCAGACUAUGAGCCAGCUCCCGAGUACGAAGAUGACCCAGAGGGGAAUUUCCGCUGCUACCCUGGCGCCGAAGCCUUUUCCAAUGUUACGCAUAUCCGGCUUAUUGGGUCUAAUAGCCGAAAAGGCUUCCCGGAUCUUAUUCGGGCGUGUCGCAGACUCGUCUCGUUUGUGUACGAGUAUGGGGGGUAUGAUGGCGUGGAUAGGUUCACUGACUCACGGAGGUUCUAUGCAUCGUUGUGGAGGCAUAGGGGGUCGCUUGAAGAGGUGGAGCUUUGCUGUCAGCACGUGAAUGGGCUUGGGGAGUCGGGGUUUAUUGGAUCUUUUAAGGAGUUCCAGGUCCUGCGGCGGUUGAGGGUUUGUGCUGACGAUAUUCUUGUGAGAAUGGAGGGUGCGAGGACGAAGAAGAUCGCGAUGGAUGUUUUGCCAGCGUCGUUGGAUAAUUUGGUAAUCGAAUUUUUUCAUGCGUGUGAUGACCCGGAGGAGCUUAGUGUACAGUUGAAGGAGCUGCGGAGGGAGGCCAAGUUGCAGUGUCCCAAACUCGUCUCGCUAAGGGUCGCCGGGUAUGUUCCACAGGAUUUCCAACCAGAAGAGGAUGGCUUCCGGCUGUGUGCGCAGCCGAGAAUGCGGCGCAAGCUAUUCUUGGCUUGCGAGUUUAUGCCUCAAUUGUGAAAAUCAAAACGGUAGAGUUGUACCUCAGUCAGAAACCAGUUUGGUUGAAUAUCGAGUUCUAUCAGUCAUCCAUAAACUGCCUUUCAGCCUCACAUGAGACAAUCAGCCACCCGCAAGAACCCGCACGUGAACUCUCUUGUGGUGUAAUAGUUAAGUCGUAUGCAACCUCUUUUGAGGCCUCGAACUCCUCCCAAGAAG
Molecule: messenger RNA, 1806 nt
Organism: Aspergillus calidoustus
Lineage: Eukaryota; Fungi; Ascomycota; Eurotiomycetes; Eurotiales; Aspergillaceae
Source: the annotation of a GenBank genome assembly